GCUCUCCCCUACCCCCCUAUUCCUUAUCAUUGCAUUUUGAACGUUUCCCCUUUUCUUUCGCUUUUAUUGCGUAUUUUCAUAUUAUUUUUCUUACAUUUCGCUGAAAGCUAGCUUCAAGUACAUAUUUUCUUUUCCAAAAAAAAAUGGUUUCCGGCAAAACACUCGCCAUUGCCGCCACGGCCACCGCCGCCGUCGCUGGCCUAGGCUACAUCGCCUACUUUGACUACAAACGUCGUACGGAUCGCAAGUUCCGGCGCAAGCUGAACCGGGAUCGCAAGAAGGUCGAGAAGACCGCGCAAAAGAUUACCAGCCGGUCCCUCGACGACAUCAACGAUCAAGCAAUGGAGCUGCUGAACAUCGUCACCAAGGAGAAACUCCCCGAGUCGCCCGAACAAAAGGAGCAGUUUUUCAUGGCCCAGGUAUCCCAGGGCGAAACCCUCUGCGCCGCUGGCGAGGCUGGAUACGCCGAGGCUGCGUGCAGAUUCUACCAGGCACUUAAGGUGUACCCGAACCCGGUUGAGCUCGUUAUGAUCUAUCAGAAGACUACGCCGGAUGAGGUGUUUAAGCUUGUUAUGGCGAUGAUGGCGCAGGAGGUGCGCCAGAAACAGGCUAGAUACUUUGAUGUGUUCCCGCCUAGGGAGAAGAACGUUGAGAUUAAGGACAAGAACAAGGUGGAGAAGAAGGAGGGCGCAAAGUCUGAUAUUGUUGUUCCUGAUCGCGGCUUGUUCUCUACUAAGGACUUUACUGCCGGCGAGAUCAUUUAUGAGGAGGAGUCUGUGGUCUCGACGCUGCUGCCGUGUGCGAUGAAUGGGCAGUUCUGCUACAACUGCAUGAAGAACAUUCCCAACAAGAAGGCUGAGGAGGAGGAGGUUACCGCUGAGAAGACUGCCAACGAUGAGACGAAGGAGACCACUGAGACGGAGGCCACCGAGGAUGAUCAGAGCGAGGGCUCAUCAGAGUCGGCCACCUUUUCCGAGGCUGUUAAGGCCGGUCUGACGCCCGAGUCCUCAAACAAGAGCACUGCCGCUUUCGAAUGCGACAAGUGCCACGAGGCCUUCUACUGCUCCGAGGAAUGCCGCACGGACGCCUACGACGCCUACCAUCAGUUCCUGUGCCCAGGCAGCAGCAGCAGCUCGACCGCGCGCGAUUUCGCCGUGCUCACGCAAAAGGCACAUGAGCUAGCGCCCGUUCUGAUCGCCAAAUUCUUUGGUGUCUUGGUUGAUCGCGAGAAGAAGAAGGAGCUGGCGCGGAUGCUCGGCACUGCUGGGCCCACGUCGGAGGUCGACGAGUAUACAACCUGGGAGCAUCUCGAGUGCAUGCGGUACUUGGAGCUUAUCCCCAGUGCGUCGGACGCAACUAUGCUUCGGAAGCUCAGCGAGCUCAUGAGCCGUGGCGUCCCGGGUCUCAGCGAGUUCGUUACUGGAGAGCGCUACACUAUGCUUAAGGGGAAGCUGGACUACAACACCUAUGCUGUGCACAACUCGGCCGAGGGCAUUGAGGUUCCUGCGGAUACUCCCGAGACGCAUGUGUCAGACACUAUGCGCAAUAACGGAUUUUCUGGUGCCGUUGGACUUGCGCUGUACUUGAUCUCGUCACAUAUCACGCAUAACUGUGAUCCUAAUGUGCAGAUCGUCUUCCCUAACAAUACUAACAAGGCUGCUAUCAAGACGCUCAAGCCGAUUGCUAAGGGCGAGGAACUCCAUGUCUCGUUUGUUGAUGCAUCGCUGGAGAAGGGUGUUAGGCAGAAGAGGCUCAAUGGAUCGUACCGCAUCAUCUGCACUUGCGACAAGUGCAAGGCUGAGAAUUCUGCUGCUGAGGCGAAGGCUGCUGAGGAUCCCGUCGAGACCGAGAUGGAGGCUGAGUUUGAUGCUGCCGUCGAGGCUGAGGCUGAUAAGGAGACCGAGGCUGGUAAUGAGGUUGAGGCUGCCGUCGAGGCUGAGGUUAAGACUGAGGAGGAGGCCAGGUUUGAGGCCGCCGUUGAGACUGAGAAGGAAUCUGAGGUUGAGGCCGAGAAGGAGGCCGAGAAGGAGGCCGAGGCUACUAUUGAGUCUCAGAAUGAGGUUGUGGCUGAGAAGGAGGGGGCUGUUGAGGUUGAAACCAAGACUAAGCCUGAGGCCACCGUCGAAGAUGUGCCCGAGACUACUGUCGAGGAUGUUCCUGAGGCCGUCGUCAAGGAUGUGCCCGAGACUUUUGAGGAGACUGUUGAGGAUGUUCUCGAGACUCCUGCUGUAGAGGAGACCCCCGUUGAGGAGACUGCUUCCGAGGAGACCCCCGUUGAGGAGACUGCUUCCGAGGAGACCCCGGCUGCUGAGGAGACUGUCCUCGACGAGAUCAUUGUCGACGGGGACAAGGAGUAGAUAGCGCACACAAUAUUUUUAUGCCUGUUCAAUUCUAAAUUCACACUUCAAUUCAAAUCCGCUCGACAUUCGCUGCGGUUGAUGUUUAUUUAUCUUGGCUGUGCCUGAUCAUAGGAUCAAAAUCAUAUGAUUAUUAUUUGUGCCCAAUCAGCUAACUCAAUCCUUGCUGCGGCAAAUGGCCAGCCAAACUUUGAAUUCUAGUGGCAUGUUUUGAUAGGAUUGCAAAAUAUCGAAUUCCAGUGCGCACAGUGUAAAAAAUGUGGAAGAACAAAAAGGAUGGUGGCGUGUGUGGUAGGGGGGCCGGGAUAUUAUACAGUGCAAAAAACGGAUGCAACUUUGGAUUCACUCCUUUUUCGC
Kickxella alabastrina is the source of this 2714-nucleotide messenger RNA. RefSeq lists its product as uncharacterized. Gene Ontology annotation, biological process: protein targeting. Gene Ontology annotation, cellular component: mitochondrial outer membrane translocase complex. The record is from RefSeq and is a predicted model, not a curated record. NCBI's taxonomy places the organism in Eukaryota, Fungi, Kickxellomycota, Kickxellomycetes, Kickxellales, Kickxellaceae. Gene Ontology annotation, molecular function: protein binding. The transcript has 2 exons. The coding region runs from base 144 to 2357 and encodes 737 amino acids.